ACUGUAGUAACUAAAGCAGGUUGCACAGUUAACAAUUUAUCGCAUUUCGGCGCACCAUCGCAUCAGUGACGACGCUUCCAAUUUUCUGCUCCUUCCGCGCAUUUGCUCUUGAAAUUUUCCAGACCAUCCUUCUCCCCGCCCCCACUCCGCGCUACUUUUCAAUUUUAUAUAUACGUGUAGGUGUAGCUUUGACGGAGAAAGAGAGGGUAACAAUUGGGUAUAGAGAAAGGGAUUUCAAGAUCGUAGAGAAAAGAAAAUAAAGGAGAAAUGGCACCAAUCGUGGGUUCAAAGCAAGCGGAACAACUGAAGCAAGACGGGAACAAUUACUUUCAGAAGAAUCGAUUUGGGGCUGCCAUGGAUGCUUAUACCGAGGCAAUUACUUUGUGUCCUAAUGUUCCGAUAUAUUGGACCAAUCGUGCUCUGUGCCAUCGGAGGCGGAAUGACUGGAAAAGAGUGGAGGAAGAUUGUAGAAAAGCUGUUCAGCUGGAUCAAAAUUCUGUAAAGGCCCACUAUUAUCUUGGUCUUGCAUUGCUACAAAAGGAACAGUUUGCUGAAGGCGUGAGAGAAUUGGAAAAGGCAUUAGACCUUGGAAGAGGUGCAAAUCCAGGAAGUUACAUUGUUGAAGAGAUCUGGGAAGCGCUUGCAAAAGCAAAAUACAUGGAGUGGGAGCAUGAAUCUACAAGGCGUUCCUGGGAGCUUCAGAACUUGAAAGAAUCCUGUGAGUCAGCUCUCAAGGAGAAACAUAUGCUUGACAGUUCUCACACAGAAGGGCUCAAAGAUGAAAGCUCAACAUCUCUUUUGAAGCAACUGGAAGCUGUAGGUGAGGUUUUCAUGAAAGCUGCUGCAGAUGAUACUCCAACCGAGGUUCCUGAUUACUUGUGUUGUAAAAUCACUCUUGAUAUUUUUCGCGACCCUGUAAUUACUCCGAGUGGGUUUACAUACGAGCGGGCUGUGAUCCUUGAGCAUUUGCAAAAGGUGGGCAAAUUUGAUCCAAUCACACGAGAACCACUUUUUCCAUCCCAGUUGGUACCAAAUCUGGCCAUAAAAGAAGCUGUGCAGGCAUUUUUGGAUAGGCAUGGCUGGGCAUACAGGAUACAGUAAAUUUUUCAUUGGGCAUACAGGAUGCAUGUCCUUGGGUGGUGUUCGUGAAACCAAGAACAGAGCCAGGGGACGGGAGGACGCAUCUUUUGGUGGCUAACUGCUUCCAAUAUGAUUCAACAUUAACAUGGUUUCCCGUGUAAUUCAUGUUAAUCACAGUUGUACAGUGUAGUGCUUUUGUAAUUGGCACGGUGGUCUUCAUCCAUUGUACAGCAAAUAAUCACCAGCUUUUUGUAAGGUUUUACAGUGAUAUACUGUUAAAUGAAACAAUAGUUUUUUGAUAUACAA
Molecule: messenger RNA, 1386 nt
Organism: Solanum dulcamara
Lineage: Eukaryota; Viridiplantae; Streptophyta; Magnoliopsida; Solanales; Solanaceae
Product: E3 ubiquitin-protein ligase CHIP-like
Exons: 8
Coding region: 268-1101 (277 amino acids)
Biological process (GO): positive regulation of proteolysis; protein quality control for misfolded or incompletely synthesized proteins; cellular response to misfolded protein
Cellular component (GO): cytoplasm
Molecular function (GO): protein-folding chaperone binding; ubiquitin protein ligase activity
Source: RefSeq, a predicted model, not a curated record